AUGACAUCUUUAAGCGCUCUACUCGUUGUUGGUCUGGCCUUCAGUACCACUGUUCGCGCAGAAAUGUGCUCUACACCCGAGUGGGUGACGAUCUCUAGCAGCCCGUAUCUACAAGGAUGCACAUCAGACGUAGGCUUUGGCAGCUUUGUAGCCGUUUCGACAUUGACAGACGAGAAGGUCAAGGCCAUUUGCGCUAAUAGUGAUUGCGUGGCACUCAUAAACGACAUAAGGACGAUGGGUUUCGGUGACUGCAUCAUUCCAGACACCGACAUGUCGCUGGAAAAGGACAUUCUUGACCCUUUUGAGGAAGCAUGCAGCGCACACACAUCGGUCAGCAGUGCUGCCUCCGCUUCGAGUGCGAACAGCAUUGCUUCAGCGUUCUCUAUCUCUUGGGUAUCUACUCUUGCGUUUGUGGUGGCUGCACUAGCGUUAGAUAUUUUGGACAUCAGUGCAAGCGCGGACGAUGCGUGUACCAAGACGGAUAUGCUAGGCAUAUCGACAAGCCCUUUCAUAGCGGAAUGCAUGUCAGAUGUGGGAUCCCGUGGCGUAGCAGCGAUGUCGGAACUCACUCCAGAGCAGGUUACGGUGGUCUGUUCCAGCUCUGCUUGCAAAGGCCUCAUAAAAGACAUUGAAGCAAUGGGGCUAGAUGAUUGCAAAAUUUCGGAGACAUCGAGUCUCGAUGUCUCCGAAAAACAUGAAAACCGACAUUAUUGA
Messenger RNA from Peronospora belbahrii, 714 nucleotides. Lineage: Eukaryota; Oomycota; Peronosporomycetes; Peronosporales; Peronosporaceae. The record is from the annotation of a GenBank genome assembly.